CUAGUUUACUUAUUGUUAUCACUUUUCAACUAAUUAUUAUGUAAGUAGGAAGAUACAAAAGCCUUAGCCGAUGACGAAUUUUCAGUGACUCUGAACUUUUCGAAUGAAUAACAGCCAAGGCAGUACGUUUGAAUAAGAAACAUUUACGGAUAAUAAUAUCAAAAAGAAUAUAUAUAUAUAUAUUUUUUUUUUGUUUUAAUUAAAAUUAUUUAAUAGAAAACAUGCAUAUACAAAAGUGUCCUGUUAACAGAAAUCCAAAGGAAUCGGCGAAUAUAUUUAGUGUUUUAACUUUUUGGUGGCUCAAGGAUAUAUUUAAAAAAGGACUAAACAAAACAUUAACGUUGGAUGAUAUUUAUGAACCAUUGAAGCACAACCAAUCGGAAAAUCUUGGAAAUUUGCUCGAAAGAGAAUGGCGUCGCGAAUGGGAGAAAUUACAGGAUUUCGAAUAUGUAUUGGAAAAGGAUGGUAAUAAAAAAUUAAACAAAGAUAUAAAGCCGUCCUUGUACAAGGCAUUAUAUCGUAUAUUUUGGCGUAAAUAUUUUUUAAUAUCAGGAUUUCUGUUCGUCCACACUGUAAUAUUGUAUACGUUACAACCAAUAUUACAAGGAUGGAUAAUAAAUUAUUUUAAUGUGUCUUCGACAAAUUCAAAAACAAUAACGAAAGAAAAAGGGAUCAUUUAUUGUUUUGGUCUGGUCAUCGAUAUCAUCGUAUCUGUUUGCAUCUUCCAUCAUGUAUAUUUUAAAAGUCAAGAAAUAGGAAUGCAAAUACGUAUAGCUUGCAGUUCUCUAAUAUACAAAAAAAUAUUACGGCUAAGUAAAACAGCUCUAAUGCAAACGACUAAUGGUGGACAAAUUCUUAAUAUUCUUAGCAAUGAUAUGAAUCGUUUUGAUACCGUACUCAUUUAUCUGCAUUAUUUAUGGAUUGGACCGAUUCAGCUCGUAGUAGUAACCUACAUAAUGUGGACAAUGAUCGGAUCUUCAACAUUUUUUGGCAUUGCAUGUCUCUUAUUGGUAUCUUUUCCCAUUCAAGGAUAUUUUCCCGUAAUAAGUAAAAGAUUGAGAGCAAGUCUAGCAGCUCUAACGGAUACAAGGAUACAACUUAUAAGCGAAUUUAUAACAGGCAUACAGAUGAUCAAAAUGUACGGAUGGGAAAAGCCGUUCAGUAAAUUUGUAAUAAAAACACGUAUAGCGGAGAUGAAAAAAAUUAGGAUUAGCUCGUUUAUUAAAGUAUUAGCUCUGUCUAUGUUAAUAUUUACCGAAAGAAUGACACUAUAUUUUUCUAUGGUGUCGUACGCUCUUACAAACAAGACAUUAAAUCCAGAAUAUACAUAUGUUUGGACAACCUUCUUCAAUAUUUUACAAUUAACGAUCGUCAUGUUUUUUCUACAAGCUCUAAUAUCCUGGAACGAGACCACAAUAACUGUUAAUAGAAUCGAGGAAUUUUUAUUGUUGGACGAAGUGAUAUCGAACGAUCAAACGUCAUUGAUGUCAUCAAUGUCAUCAAAAUAUCAGAAAAAAGGAGAUAAAAAUGAUAUUGAAUAUUGUAGGAUCAUUUUGAAGAAGGAAGAGCCGGUAAUAAACGUCGAGCCGAAAAAACAACCAUCGAUUGAAUUGAUAAAAGUAUCAUCAAAUUGGGUGUCGAGCAAAUUACCACCUACUCUAUGUAAUAUCAGUAUGAAAGUAGAUCCGGGCCAGUUAUGUAUUUUAUUGGGUCAAGUUGGAUCAGGAAAGACAGCCCUUUUAAAUACACUUUUGAAGGAACUUCCUUUGGGUGCUGGUACCAUCAAGAUAUUACAAAACUUACCUACAAAAAUGGACUCUCAGGCGAACAUAACAAAUUAUUUCACUGAUAAUAAAAACAUUAGAAUUUCUUAUGCCUCCCAAGAACCAUGGCUUUUUGAUGGUACUAUCAAAGAAAAUAUUCUCUUUGGUGAAUUGUACGAUAAUAAAAGAUAUACAGACGUAACGCGAGUAUGUGCCUUAAAUAAAGAUUUCCAGCAAUUACCUCAAGGUGAUAUGACUACUGUCGGGGAAAGAGGGAUAAUGUUAUCUGGCGGGCAAAAAGCUCGAGUCAGUUUGGCAAGAGCCAUUUAUAAACAAGCAGAUAUUUAUUUAUUGGACGAUCCAUUGAGCGCUGUAGAUACAAAAGUUGCCAAGCAUAUAUUUACAAAAUGUAUCGUACAAUAUCUUCGUGAUAAGACGAGGAUAUUAGCUACGCAUCAAUUGCAGUUUAUCAAAUCUGCGGACGUUAUAGUGGCGCUGGAUCAUGGUACCGUCAAAAUGAAAGGAAGUUAUAAUGAAUUAAUGAAAAAUAAUGAUGAAUUUUUGAAAAUGGUCACUCGUAUCAAAAUGGACAGGGAAAAUAACGAAAUUAAGGAGGAUACAAAUGAAAAUCUUUUUGGAUAUAACAGAGAUAGUAUAAGAAGUAGAGCAUCUAUUAGAUCAUACAACAGUUCGGUCGUGGAAUCUGUACAUGGUGAUUAUGAAAGUGCGGAUACCAACGAACAAGAAGAAUUAUUUUUAACAGACAAUAUUCCUUGGAAAUUAUAUAUCAAAUAUUUUCGAUAUGGAGGCUCAUGGUUAACGUUAAUUAUUUUUGUAAUAAUAUCUAUAGUAACGCAAAUAAUUACAAACGCUACCGAUUAUUGGGUAUCUUAUUGGACCAAUUUAGAAGUCAUAAGAAGUUCUAAAAAUAAAACUUUAAUCAUGCAUAAACAAGAGGAAUAUCGAAAUACGAUACAGAAUACAAUUUUAUCGAACUUUCUAUCCUUAGAUAAUUUAGGAUUGUUAACAACAACGUCUGCUAUAUACAUUUAUACAAUCUUGCUUGUUAUUUGUAUAAUUACGGUACUUGUACGCAGCAUCUUUUUUAUGCAACUUUGCGUAAUCGCCUCUCGUAGAAUUCAUAAUGAUUCGUUUAACAAUCUUUUGCAAGCUAACAUGCGCUUUUUCCAUACGAAUCCUUCCGGAAGAAUACUGAAUAGAUUUUCAAAAGAUAUGGGAGCCAUAGAUGAAUUAUUACCAAAGCCAAUGAUAGAAGUAAUACAAAUAUCUCUAGUUACACUUGGUAUUAUUAUUAUGGAAAUAAUUGUGAAUUAUUGGACAGUUAUACCAUUCAUUAUGUUAGGUAUCUUUACUUAUUUCAUAAAAAUAAUAUACGUUAAAACUGUGCAAAGUAUUAAACGAUAUGAGGGGAUAUGUAAGAGCCCGAUAUUUUGUCACGUCGGUACAACAUUAAAUGGUCUAUCGACGAUAAGAAGUAGCGGUAAGGCUACUCAAGAUUUGUUGCAAAAAAAGUUUGAUUAUUUACAAGAUAAACAUACAGGCACUUGGUAUCUCUUAUUAUCAGCAUCCGCACUUCUUGGUUUAGUCUUCGAUAUAUUGAUAUCCUUUGUCAUAGCCUUUAUAUGUUUUUAUUUUGUUCUCGUACAUACAGAUAAUACAUUAAGUGGAGAUGUAGGUUUAGCUAUAUCGCAAGCUCUUAUUAUUAUUAGUAUGUUACAAUAUGGUAUAAAACAAACUGUCGAAGUAAUUAUUCAAAUGACAUCGGUCGAAAGAAUAUUCCAAUAUAUGGAUCUCCCUAAGGAGAAAUCUUUGAUAACAAUGAACCCAUUGCCGCCAACAUGGCCAUCGCAAGGUAGAUUAAUAUUAAAGAAUGUUUCUAUGAGAUAUAGUCCGAAUGAACCAUCUGUUUUAAAGAAUCUAACAGUUACGAUAGAGGCAGGAUGGAAAGUCGGUAUUGUUGGAAGAACAGGAGCUGGAAAGUCUUCUUUAAUAAGUGCACUCUUUCGUCUAUUUUCUGAAGGUUUAGAAGGAGAGAUAAUAAUUGAUGAAAAGGAUACAAGUACAAUAGACUUGCAAGAAUUACGUUCUCGGAUAUCUAUCAUUCCACAAGAACCAAUUCUCUUUGCUGCAAGUUUGCGAUAUAAUUUGGAUCCAUUUAAUCAAUAUGACGACAUACAUCUUUGGGAUGUUCUUCGAGAGGUCGAAUUCACUGAUAUAGGCUUGAACGAUCAAAUUUUAGCUAAUGGUAACAAUUUGAGCAUUGGUCAAAAACAAUUAAUAUGCUUGGCUAGAAGUAUGCUGAGAAAAAAUCGUAUUAUAGUUCUCGAUGAGGCAACUGCUAAUAUAGAUUCGCAAACCGAUGAAUUGAUACAACGUACUUUAAGAACUAAAUUUGUUGAUUAUACUGUUCUAUGUGUGGCUCAUCGUUUGAAUACUAUUAUUGAUAGCAAUCGUAUUAUAGUGAUGGACGGUGGAGAAAUUGCGGAAUUUGAUCAUCCCUACGAGUUAUUACGUAAUAAACCUAAUGGUUUGUUUGCUCAAAUGGUGAAGAAUACAGGACGUAUUAUGUCUAAGAACCUUUUGCAGCAAGCAGAGAUGGCUUAUCGGCGAGAUACAAAGGAACACAAUCUUGAUGAUAUUUCCACUGAAACUGAAAUAACAUUAAAUACAAAUCAAGAAUAUAUAUCAUUAUAAAUAGAGAAAAAAAAAUUAUAUAUAUAUAUAUUCCAUCUAAAAUAUUCUUUUACAUAAGCACCUCCGAUGACUGUAUUAUUUGCAAUUAAGAUGAAUGGCUGUAAAUAUUAUAAUCAAUAUAUUUCAAAAUAUUUCAAAAAUUCUAUUUAAUAGGAUAGACAAAUACGUAUGUGUGCGGGUAUAUAUAUACAUGCAUAUAUAUAUAUAUGCACUAAUAUUUUAUUUUACAUACAACUACGUGCAUGAUAUUAUAUAUAUUAGAAACAUUGUGAUGUUAUAUACAAACAAUAAUUUCUACGAUUUAUUUUAAUAUAGUAUUUUUUUGCAUUCCGACGAGUACGCAUUAAAAUUUUAGCUUUCCAAAUACAAAAACUUAUAAAUUAAUACUUUCGAUAAUUUCGUAAUUAUUUAAACAAUAUACAUUGUACACAGAAUACAAUAAACUAAUAU
This is a messenger RNA of Vespa velutina, 4928 nucleotides long. Its product is annotated as ATP-binding cassette sub-family C member 4-like. Gene Ontology annotation, molecular function: ABC-type transporter activity; ATP hydrolysis activity; ATP binding. Gene Ontology annotation, cellular component: membrane. Gene Ontology annotation, biological process: transmembrane transport. The transcript has 16 exons. Bases 222 to 4478 code for a protein of 1418 amino acids. NCBI's taxonomy places the organism in Eukaryota, Metazoa, Arthropoda, Insecta, Hymenoptera, Vespidae. The record is from RefSeq and is a predicted model, not a curated record.